Messenger RNA from Musa acuminata subsp. malaccensis (wild Malaysian banana), 1503 nucleotides. Its product is annotated as hexokinase-2. The record is from RefSeq and is a predicted model, not a curated record. Gene Ontology annotation, molecular function: glucokinase activity; fructokinase activity; ATP binding. Gene Ontology annotation, biological process: glucose metabolic process; intracellular glucose homeostasis; carbohydrate phosphorylation. Gene Ontology annotation, cellular component: cytosol; mitochondrion. NCBI's taxonomy places the organism in Eukaryota, Viridiplantae, Streptophyta, Magnoliopsida, Zingiberales, Musaceae.
AUGGGGAAGGCGGCGGUGACGACGGCGGUGGUGUGCGCCGCGGCGGCAUGCGCGGUGGCGGCGCUGGUCGUGCGGUACCGGAUGCGGAGCUCCGGUAGGUGGGCGCGGGUCGCCGCCCUGCUGAAGGAGCUUGAGGAGCGGUGCGCCACGCCCGUUGGGAAGCUGCGACAGGUGGCGGACGCGAUGGCGGUGGAGAUGCACGCCGGGCUCGCCUCCGAGGGCGGGAGCAAGCUAAAGAUGCUAAUCAGCUACGUCAACAACCUCCCGACCGGGGAGGAGACAGGGUUGUUUUAUGCUUUAGACCUUGGCGGAACCAACUUCCGCGUCCUACGUGUGCAACUGGGGGGUAAGGAGAGGCAUGUACUAAAGCAAGAAUUUGAGGAGGUCUCCAUUCCACCGCUUCUAAUGGUUGGAGGCUCAGAUGAACUUUUUGAUUUCAUUGCUUCAGCUUUAGCAAAGUUUGUUGCUUCUGAAGGUGAAGAUUUUCACCUUCCUGUUGGUAGGCAGAGGGAAAUUGGAUUUACCUUUUCUUUUCCUGUGAGACAAACCUCUAUAGCAUCAGGCACCUUAAUUAAAUGGACGAAAGGUUUCAAUAUUGAUGAGACGGUUGGGGAAGAUGUGGUGGCUGAAUUGACUAGGGCCAUAGAAAGACAAGGUCUUGAUAUGCGAGUAUCAGCUUUGAUUAAUGAUACCGUUGGAACAUUAGCUGGGGGGAGAUAUCAUGAUAAUGAUGUAGUUGCUGCCGUGAUAUUGGGCACCGGCACAAAUGCAGCCUAUGUAGAGCGUGCCCACGCAAUACCUAAGUGGCACGGUCUCUUGCCAAAAUCAGGAGAGAUGGUUAUCAACAUGGAGUGGGGAAACUUUAGGUCAUCCCAUCUUCCUUUAACAGACUAUGAUCAAGCAUUAGAUAAUGAGAGUUUGAACCCUAGUGAACAGAUUUUUGAAAAGUUGAUCUCUGGAAUGUACCUGGGAGAAAUUUUACGACGAGUCCUUUUGCGGCUGGCUAAGGAAGCUUCCCUUUUCGGAGACAGUGUUCCUCCAAAACUUGAAAUUCCGUUCAUGCUACGGACUCCAGUCAUGUCAGCCAUGCAUCACGACACAUCACCUGAUCUUAAAGUUGUUGGUGCCAAACUGAAGGACCUCUUGGGGAUCCCCAACACCUCUCUCAAAGCAAGAAAAGUGGUGGUCCAGAUCUGCGACAUCGUCGCCAGGCGUGGCGCUCGCUUGGCCGCCGCUGGUGUAGCCGGCAUCCUGAAGAAGGUCGGGCGAGACACGGCGGUGAAGGGCGGAGAGAGCGUGCCAAGGACGGUCGUCGCCAUGGAUGGUGGACUCUACGAGCAUUACACCAUAUUCCGCGAGUGCUUGCAGGCCACCUUCGAGGAGAUGCUCGGAGCCGAGGCCGCAGCUUCUGUCGUCAUCAAGCUAGCAAAUGACGGAUCGGGCAUCGGCGCCGCCCUCCUCGCAGCUUCUCACUCUCAGUAUCGAGAACUCGAACAGUCCUGA